ACAUAUUUAUUGCCGCUACCCGAUAAUCAAUACAUGUCGGAUAUUUCCAAGAGAGAUCAUCGCAUUUUUUCUGGACCCCUUCUUGGACCCCUUCACCGGUCCUUGCCCCACAACGCUUUGCUUGCGACUAAGCGAUCUGAAAUUACGAACGUGCAGAAACUGCAAAAAUUGUGGAUAGAAUUGUCACUCGUCAUUUUCACUUAUUCGUUGAUCUUGUGUCCUCACCUGAUUCCGAAAAUAGACAUCGCCGCACCAACAGGUAUGAUCCCUGUUCAACAUAUCCACAGUACGUCUCGGGUAUACACAAGAGUCAUGCGGCCUUCAAGCAAUUCGUCCUCUGGAUCCGAUUAUAAUGGAGGUACUUCAUCUCGCGGGUCCAGCGAAUUUGCCUCCCUUCCUACGGGAUCUCCUCCUUCCGCGCUAGAGUCGAGCAAUUCGUCCGUCAAGUCGGGGUCGGUCGCAUCGAGUUCAAUCAAUAAACGACCGGCGCUCAAGUCUGCCUUAAAGACUCACAGGUCUUCCCCUAGCUUAGGCGUGCGAUUUUCUCUUCCCGAACGACCACCGGAUUUUUUAGAAAUGGAGGACGAAACACCUGUACCGCCUCUGCCGGCAAAAGAGUGGCCUCUUCCUACCACUGGAAUCGAGAUACGAAUCAGCAAUCCAUCGAAUGUCACUAUCACAAGAACUCAGUCGAAUGAAGGACCAGUUCCACAAGAGAAUGUACAGAUGAUACGACCGGUUCUACCUAAACGCUUCUCUAUGCCAGCACCGAUCUCCCACAGAGACAGAAACCGCAGGUCUGCGCCUCCUUCACGAUACUACGCCUCCCAGCCCAGGGUACCCGUCCCUCGAGUCUUAUCAUAUGAAUCUACGGUGUCCGCACCAGCAGUUCUCGAUACAGAAUCUUUGCCAGUAUCUCCGUCACAGCCCCCCUCACAAUACAACCCGCUACAACACUAUGUCCCGUGCCAAGCACCGUCAUGCGAUAAACACUACACAUCGUUGCUACUGGGACCGACAUUCUACCUCCCUCAACAACCAUACCAACUCGUUCGCCUCAAAGGUCUUUGCGCAAACUGCGCAAGUCGGGAUUUAAACCUCGCAAACGAGAAAACAAAGCAAACGUUUGAGUCUAUGCGACAAAAUGCCGGUCGUAAAACCCUCGGACAAAUCGCCGUCGAGUUCGAAAUCUACAAGCAGCAACUUCAGGAAGAUCGCGCUCGAGAAUCUGCAGCUCUAAAGACCCGCCAAAGAACCAAAGUUCUCAAAGUGGCUGAAAAUGGCGUUUCCAAGAAAGCAAAAUCACAUGUCCCUUCCUCAGCGGGCGGUGAAGGAGAUAAUGAAGAUGAUGUUUGGGAUUGGCGAUAUACUCCACGUCCAUGUACCCGCGCAGACUGCCAUACACAAUGGUUCUCUCCAUUUGACAACAAACUCUACCUACUCUACCACACACCACGGCCUUCCAGUCUUAUUCCGCUCUCAACGCUGUGUCCGCGCUGUGCAAGAACUGAUGUUGAGGCCGCAGAGGAACGCAUGGAAAAGCGGAAAAAUGAGACUGCUACGGAAUCAGAAGUGGCCUGGGAAGAAUGGUGUGCAGAGAUGAAGCGAGAUCGAGUAAUGGAAAUUGAAUUCUCGGAGAAGAAGCAGGAGAGCGCUGUGAGGAAGGAAGGAGUUGUAUUCAGUGGUGGAAUUACCGCGGAGAUAAAGGGCAAGGAAGUGGUUGUGGAAAGCGAGGUGGCUGGAGAGAGCAAGAAGAAAGGAAAAAGGGGAAUCAAGGGUAAGUUGGAGAAGGUAAAGGAUAUCUGUGUUGUUAUGUGA
Messenger RNA from Periconia digitata, 1818 nucleotides. Lineage: Eukaryota; Fungi; Ascomycota; Dothideomycetes; Pleosporales; Periconiaceae. The record is from the annotation of a GenBank genome assembly.